Molecule: messenger RNA, 2473 nt
Organism: Bursaphelenchus xylophilus (pine wood nematode)
Lineage: Eukaryota; Metazoa; Nematoda; Chromadorea; Rhabditida; Aphelenchoididae
Source: the annotation of a GenBank genome assembly
AUGAAAUCCCCGAACCUCACUUUGAUAGCCGAUCUCCUCUACAUUAUUCUAGUUUGGUUUCCAUUUACAGGUAAGAGCAACUAUAACAUAAAAUUGCUGGAUUUAUUUGUUAUGCUGGGGUUAUUAAUCAAGAUGACGGAUGCGUUGGGAAGUUCCGCUAAUUUCGUUAUACCAAUACGUUACGCAACAUUUAUUACAUAACGUGGGAUUAAGAUUAAUUUGAAAAGAUGGUAGAAAGUGUAAGAUAAAUGGGAGAGGUUCUUGCAACGAUCUUCGGUUCCUAAAUGCCCUGCGGCUCUUUUUAAAUGGCUCGCUUUCCCUCUAAAUUAGCAUAAAUCUGUUUGGCCGCCCGAUUGGCGUUCUCUGGAGACCGACGAUGAGCCGAGAAGAAAAAGUUAAAAAUGGAUUUUGUUGAUGCGCAUCUCCUCAGGCCCUUUAUCGUCGGAUUCCGGCACUUUUCUCGGCUCGUUGACACUUCUUGGCCAUCUCUUUCGCUUCAAAUGCGCAUCUUUGAGACUGAGUAAUAGCCAGUUAAUGUCAUCAACAGUCAUGUUUCCAGCCCUUUUAUGUCAGCUAUUCAACGGUAAUCGAUGAUGGUUAGGAUUAGGAUGUGGUUCUGGAGAUGUCAUUAGAGAUUGAAUAAUUUCAUGAUUUCAGUAUGUGUCCGCACUCCAACUCCAUCUUAUGCGCCAGAUGUGAUGAUGAACAUAACUGCCAUAAAGGGACAAAAUGUCGAAUUUAAAUGUCGAAUAAUAGACCCUGGGCCCUAUCUUGUAGCGUUCUUUCGGGUAGAAGACACUCCUCGGCUUAUAUCAUACGACGAGCAGGUACAUACGUAUUCGAAUUUAAAUUUAACCAUCUUUUUUGUUGUUUACGGUGCUUCGAAAGGCGUUUAUGUUAAAAUUGGCGCUGAGAUUUGUGAUUCGAUUUAAUAAUUUCCUGUUCCAGGUUUUUCGCCAGAUAGAAAAGUAUGAAUUGAAGAAAAAAGUAACCGAGGAAGAGUGGAUCUUGACAGUCAAAAAUGUGGACGAAACAGACGCCGGAGGGUAUUCUUGCCAACUAAAUACAAAUCCAGUCAUGGCCAGGAUCGGGUACUUGGCUUUAAGAGGUGAGCACCCCAUAGAUACCUGAGAAAAGGCGUACAUUCAUUUACAUUACUUGACCCUUGGAGGUUUAUUUUUUUUAUUUUAAGAUAAUUGUUCUCCUCCGAGGUUUCCAAGCGUAUCGGGCCCCCUUUUUACCUUCUUAUUCCCUUCUUGUUGCAUAUUAGAUCAAAUCUGAGCGCCCGCCCAUAAUUACUUUCAGUGCCGCCAAUUGUUUCGCGCAGCUCCACGCCGUCGGCGGUUGAGGUCAGAGAAGGGCAUAAUGUGACAUUAAAUUGUGAAGCCAAUGGGAAUCCAGCCCCAAAAAUAACCUGGCGAAGGCAGGAUCGGCAAAUUAUCCGCUUCAAUGGGGCUACUGGAUACGGAGGUGAGAAACGAUGACAAUCAAGACAGCAGAAUCAAAAAGUUUAAUGCAAUUAUUACAUUGCAGCCUCAGUUUACAAUGGAUCUGAGUUAACGUUGACUCGAGUGAGCCGCAAACACAUGAGUGAAUACGUUUGUGUGGCCACAAAUGACAUCCCUCCCGACGAAACCUGGACCGUGAAACUUCAUGUGACAUGUAAGAUACGAUUGCUACUUUUAUGAUCCCCUUCAUUUUUACAGUCGAACCCUCAGUUAUUCCUCAAAGUACUCUGGUCGAAGUUUCCUUGGGUUCUUUGGCCAGAUUGGUCUGUAAUGUGGAAGCCUGGCCUCGGGCAAUGGUCACCUGGUACUUCAAUGAUGUAGAACUCUUUGAUUCGGGAAGUUUUCGGAUGGAACAGUCGGUGACGGAGAGGUACAAGACAGUUCAUGUCCUGGAAGUACAGUACGCAGAGUCCCAUCACUUCGGAGUCUACAAAUGUGUGGCCGCCAAUGACUUCGGGAAAGAAUUCGCGACCAUCAGACUGGUCCAAUCUCAACCAAUUUUCAGCUCAAAUCAAGUGCUAGCAACAGAGGGUACGCAAGUGCUUCAUGAGUUUUUAAAUUUCACGGUUCUCUCACUUGUUGGUUGACUAAUAUUUUUGCUUUCUCUCACCCCAGGAUAGCUUUGAACUUACACUUAAAUUGCAGUGAGUUUAGGUUCGGGAGACACAGAGAAGGAGAAUAUCCCGACCAAUUCAGUGGAUGAUGAGGAUGGGACUGAACAAAAAGAGGCAAUAAGCACUAACACAGGCACGCUUUUUGCACUCACUUGCUUUAUGCUGGUUAUUACACAAUAACAAUUUCACCUUUUUCAGAACUCCGACAAACCUCCCAUUCCUUCAGGUUAUCAGGUAAAUUGCAAGUCUUAAAUAUCAAAUUAAACCAUACUCUUAGCCUGUACAUCACUGGUGACAGUUGCUUUGAUUCUCAGGAUACCUUGUUUUCUCAGGAUACUGGCCAUAACAUGA